AUGAUGCCUAUCAAAGCCAGAUUUCAAGAAGCAAAAUGGCAUGUUCGAGGGUUCAGUAAGCAGCUGGCCGAGGAGGACUCGACCGAGCCGCUAGAGCGAGCCAUCAUUCGCAGAGAGACGUUGGAUGAGGAAGAAGAGAACAGGAAGACUUCGCUUGUAAGACAAUGGCAAGGCCUUUUCCACACUGAUUCAGCUGAGGAUCUCGAGCAUCUACAUCACGAGGAGCGGAGGCUAGAGACAGCAGCUCGUGAGCUUGCCAAAGCAUGGUCCGACUUUCAAAGCGUUCUACCGCCAGAGCAUCGCUCGCGUGUUGACACUCCUCCUGAUAUCACCGUGGUUUGGAAAGCCGUUCUCGUGGCGGAGGAGAGCUUCCAAGAGCAAAAGGAGACCCGGAUGGGCAAAGCGAAGCAGGCAGUCUUCAAAGCGUGCGAGAGUCUCGAGGACCACAAAGAGUUGUUUCACAUCUUCCCGACCGGAGACAAAUACGUCUCGCUUGUGACGGGGAGUAUCUCGGCGAUCGUCAAGGCCGCUGUGAACCACCAAGCCGUCGCCACCGGCGUGUCCAAGAUUCUCGCAGACAUUUGGGAUGACAUCAAACAUCUCCGAGGGCUUAUUUCUGGCCCUUUCAACAAUGACCCCGUUCGACCUUAUGUCGCCGUCUUCUACACUGAGGUUUUCAAAGUCCUUGUGGACAUUCUCGUUCACUGGCACCAAUCUCGGCUGCGCCGCGCUCUUCACAGCUUCAACUUCGGCUACGUCGAGAAGCUGGUGGGCAAAGCAAGAUCGACCAUGAAGGAGCUAAUGACAAAGGUUGAACGGCAGAUGCAGCUGGAAAGAUGGAACAAGAUAGCCAGUAAAGAUGACUUGCUUCCGAUCGGGGAAAAGCUCCAACUCCUUCUGCGGGAGCAGGCUCGCAUGAACCAAAGCCUACAGAUGUUUACUGUUGAGUCAAACCCCCAAGGUUCGUUAUCACUUGAUGUCGACGAGACCAAGCUUUUGCCUGUGCAGUCAGAUUGUUCGUCUCUGUCACCUCCCGGCCGGACAAUGUCAGAUUUCAAAGACUCGGCUGAACACCUCAGAUCGUAUCUUCAAGACGUUUAUUAUGCGAGUUUGAAGGAUCAAACCCAUGACCUGUUGGUCAACUUCGAGGUCUUGAACACAGUGCGAAAAUGGGUCACUACACCGAAGUCUUCCUGCCUCUGGGUUGACGGGCCUUUUAACGCCGCCGUCCCUUCCCAGAACACCCUCAUGAGCAGCUCUAUUCUCGAUACGAUCCGGUCCAUGGAUCUCCCAGUCAUUUCAUACUCCACUCUGAAUAGCUGGGAGUACGAAACGGACCCACCGGGAGAUUCCGAGUUUGUGAGAAUGGUAUCCUCGCUGCUAUAUCAGCUUCUCCAACAUAUCCCCGACUCGUUACAAGCUCCUGCCACACUCGACUAUUUAGAUAUUUCCUCGCUAGAUGGAUAG
This is a messenger RNA of Aspergillus melleus, 1467 nucleotides long. RefSeq lists its product as uncharacterized. The transcript is spliced from 3 exons. The record is from RefSeq and is a predicted model, not a curated record. Lineage: Eukaryota; Fungi; Ascomycota; Eurotiomycetes; Eurotiales; Aspergillaceae. Bases 1 to 1467 code for a protein of 488 amino acids.